Messenger RNA from Pseudopodoces humilis (Tibetan ground-tit), 1037 nucleotides. It is a transcript of the gene C24H1orf50, whose product is annotated as chromosome 24 C1orf50 homolog. The record is from RefSeq and is a predicted model, not a curated record. Lineage: Eukaryota; Metazoa; Chordata; Aves; Passeriformes; Paridae.
CGCCCCCAGCGCGCGUGCUGACGCCUCAGCGGAAGCCGCCCCCCCGGGCGGAAGCGGUGGGGCGAUGGCGGAGGGCGGCGCGGAACCGGGGGAUGAUGGCCCCGGCCCCGGUCCGGGUCCCGGUCCCGGUCCCGACCCUGGGCUGGCCCUGGUCGAGGGCAGCGCCGGGCGUGCCGGCCGCGUCGGGGACCCCGAUGACCUAGUGGCCCUGGCCCGGCAGGUGCAGCAGGCCGAUGACUUUGUCCGAGCAAACGCCUGCAGCAAGCUGACAGUCAUCGCUGAGCAGAUCCGGUACCUGCAGGAACAGGCACGCAAGGUCUUGGAUGAAGCUAACAGGGAUGCUGAUCUGAACCACGUGGCCUGCAACCUUGUGAAGAAGCCAGGAAAUAUUUACUACAUGUACAGGCGGGAGAGUGGGCAGCGGUAUUUCUCUAUCCUGUCUCCUAAGGAAUGGGGUACCACCCCCCAUGAAUUUCUUGGUGCCUAUAAGCUCCAGCAUGACAUGUCCUGGACUCCGUUUGAGGACAUUGAGAGACGAGAUGCUGAAAUAACUGUCCUGGAGAAGCUGCUGAGCCGGCAGGCAGCACUGCCCCCGUGCACGGAGCCCAACUUCCAGGGCCUGACCAAGUCACACAAGUGACCACACAGGACCCCCUGAGCACAGUCCCUGAGUGAGGGGACACUGCCUGUAUGCUGCCAAAGGCAGGGCAAUGAAAGAGACCAAGAAACAAAAAUGCUGAUUGCUCUGUGCUUUAAGGAGACUAAUUCUGCAUUCAGUCUUACUGGAUUUUCUAGUAAUUCAAUAAUUUACUUCAUUGAUCUAUGCCAAGCUGUAGCAAGAGACAGGUGAUACCAGAAGGUGUGAGUUCCAAGAGCACUUGGAGGAAAAAGCAGAAAUUCUUGGGGCACAUGUGAUAAUGCUGUAAAAUAACAUCUCCUAUCUGCCUGGCUCUGGUGUACCUCACUGUGAGUGCUUGAGUCAGGUAAUAAUCUCAGGGCUGGAUUUUUCCCCUUAUUAAAAUGCACAUGUUUAGAGA